Molecule: messenger RNA, 1858 nt
Organism: Arabidopsis arenosa
Lineage: Eukaryota; Viridiplantae; Streptophyta; Magnoliopsida; Brassicales; Brassicaceae
Source: the annotation of a GenBank genome assembly
UCAAAAAUCCUCCAUCAUCAUCAUCCAUGGCGGCCACCUCUAGCAUCUCUUCUUCUCUAUCUCUCAAUGCUAAACCCAGUAAGCUCUCUAACAACAACAACAAUAAGCCUCACCGUUUCCUCCGUAAUCCCUUCCUUAAACCCUCCUCCUCCUCCUUCUCUCCUCUUCCCGCUUCUAUCUCUUCUUCUCCCUCGCUUCCUCUUAGAGUCUCAAACCCUCUUACCCUUUUGGCGGCAGACAACGAUGAUUAUGACGAGAAGCCUCGGGAAGAGUGUGGAGUUGUCGGAAUCUACGGCGACUCUGAAGCUUCACGACUCUGUUACUUAGCUCUCCACGCGCUUCAGCAUCGAGGUCAAGAAGGUGCAGGUAUUGUUACCGUUAGUAAAGAUAAGGUUCUUCAGACCAUUACAGGUGUUGGUUUGGUCUCUGAGGUUUUCAGCGAAUCCAAACUCGACCAGUUACCAGGAGACAUAGCUAUUGGUCAUGUCAGGUACUCUACGGCUGGUUCUUCUAUGCUCAAGAAUGUUCAGCCGUUUGUUGCUGGUUAUCGAUUUGGCUCUGUUGGUGUUGCUCACAAUGGGAAUUUAGUGAAUUACACGAAAUUGAGAGCUGAUUUAGAGGAAAAUGGUUCGAUUUUCAAUACUAGCUCUGAUACUGAGGUUGUGCUUCAUUUGAUUGCGAUUUCUAAAGCUAGACCCUUUUUCAUGAGGAUUGUUGAUGCUUGUGAGAAGCUUCAAGGUGCGUAUUCGAUGGUGUUUGUUACUGAGGAUAAGCUUGUUGCUGUUCGUGACCCACAUGGGUUUAGGCCUUUAGUUAUGGGUAGGAGAAGUAAUGGAGCUGUUGUGUUUGCUUCUGAGACUUGUGCUCUUGAUUUGAUUGAGGCUACAUAUGAGAGAGAGGUUUAUCCUGGUGAGGUUUUGGUUGUGGAUAAAGACGGUGUUAAAUGUCAGUGUUUGAUGCCUCAUCCUGAGCCUAAGCAAUGCAUUUUCGAACAUAUUUACUUCUCGUUGCCCAAUUCGAUUGUCUUUGGUCGGUCUGUGUAUGAGUCUAGGCAUGUCUUUGGUGAGAUUUUAGCCACUGAGUCACCUGUUGAUUGCGAUGUGGUGAUCGCUGUGCCUGACUCGGGUGUUGUGGCUGCUCUUGGUUACGCGGCUAAAGCUGGAGUAGCGUUUCAGCAAGGUUUGAUUAGGUCUCAUUAUGUUGGAAGGACUUUUAUUGAGCCGUCUCAGAAAAUCAGAGACUUUGGUGUGAAGCUGAAGCUAUCGCCUGUUCGAGGAGUUUUAGAAGGGAAAAGAGUUGUUGUUGUGGAUGAUUCGAUUGUUAGAGGAACAACUUCGUCCAAGAUUGUGCGUUUAUUGAGAGAAGCGGGUGCUAAAGAGGUUCACAUGAGGAUCGCGAGUCCUCCUAUUAUUGCAUCUUGUUACUACGGAGUGGACACGCCUAGCUCAAAUGAGUUGAUAUCGAAUAGAAUGAGUGUUGAUGAAAUCAGGGAUUACAUCGGAUGCGAUUCCCUUGCGUUUUUGUCGUUUGAGACGUUAAAGAAACAUUUGGGGGAAGAUUCUAGAAGCUUCUGCUACGCAUGCUUCACAGGGGACUAUCCGGUGAAGCCCACAGAGGAUAAGGUGAAGCGAGGAGGAGAUUUUAUCGAUGAUGGUCUCGUUGGAGGAAUCAACAACAUUGAAGGAGGUUGGGUACGGUAGAUAGCAGAUCAAGAUCUGCAUUAUGAUCAUCAAUUUUGGGUACUAAUGGAGUUAUAUGAUGACGAAAUCUUGUUGAAUUUUGUGUUCCAUUUGACCUCAAAUGCUACCACAUUUACUAUUUUAUUGAGUCUCGGAUGGAUUAAAUUUGAGGGUGAUUC